Molecule: messenger RNA, 1385 nt
Organism: Rosa rugosa (rugosa rose)
Lineage: Eukaryota; Viridiplantae; Streptophyta; Magnoliopsida; Rosales; Rosaceae
Exons: 4
Coding region: 46-1242 (398 amino acids)
Source: RefSeq, a predicted model, not a curated record
CGUCUAUAAUAUUCAUAGGUCCAACCGAUUUUCAAAAUCAGCGCCAUGGAAACAACCUCACUGAGAAUUCUCGGCCUCAACCGCCACCUCAAAACGGCGCCGUCCGCUCUUUUUCUCUCCCCCAAAUUUCACCGACCUCAAAAACCCUCACUUGCGUUUCCCAAUUUCCGGCAAAACGACGCCGUGAAGAGAAUCCCUUCUGCCCUUUUUCUCUCACAUUCUCACUCCUCCUUCUCUUCCUGGAAUCCAAACCCUUUCAAAUUCAACCCCUCAAUUUCCCAAUCUCCAUUUCCGAUCACCAAUUUCAACCACUCCCUGUCGUACCGAAACGACGCCGGUUUCAGAUGGAACCGAGCGUUCCACAGCGGCGUUGACGGAAAUGUGGGGUCUUUGGGGGCCCAAAAGCGGGAAGUGACGGUGGUGUUGCUGGGCUGGCUUGGGGGUCAGACCAAGCACCUGAAGAGGUACGUGGAGUGGUACAAUUCCCGAGGCUUUCACGCUGUGACGUUUGUUGUGGACGUCAAGGAGGUGCUCUGGUUUGAUUUGGGCCGCCGGGUUGAGAAGCGGGUCGCGGAGCUGGCCCAUGAGCUGGCUUCGUGGGUUGAGGGCGGCGGAGAACGGUGUUUGGUGUUUCACACUUUUAGCAAUACGGGUUGGUUUGUAUAUGGUGCAAUACUUGAAAUUUGGCUGGAUAGACCAGACUUGAUCAAGAAGAUUAAAGGGUGUAUUGUUGAUUCAGGAGCUGGAGCCCCUUUUGAUCCUAAGGUGUGGGCAGCAGGAUUCUCUACUGCGAUUAUGAAGAAACGCAGCUCUUUAGCAAAACCUGCGGUUGAGACUAAAGAAUUAAAUGCCUCUGGAGGUGCAGCGAGCUUGUCAAAGGUGCAAGAAGAGGAACCUCCAGCAAUUGAAACCAUGCUUCUGUUGGUAUUAGAGAAGCUGUUCUCACUCAUUCUGAAGUUGCCUGAUGUGGAUAAGAGGUUAACCAAGGUAGUUUCUGUCCUCUCGACAAACCCUCCUCAUUGUCCACAGCUUUACCUGUACAGUACAGGUGAUAAAGUCGUCCCACACCAAUCCAUCGAAUCCUUCAUCGCAGAGCAAAGGCAGAUAGGUAGACCCGUGAAGUCCUUCAAUUUUGGCACAUCUCCUCACGUCGACCAUUACAGGACUUUUCCCAACAUAUACUCUCAAGAGCUUAACAAUUUCUUGAAAGAAUGCUUGGCUACAACAGUUAAGCAGACGUAAACUUGUUCAAAUGCAGAUUGUGUAGAAUAAUAAUAGUCUGUCCAUCACCGCUGGGUGUUGUGGCAAUAGGAAGAACCUCUUUCUGUAACUUCACCAAACUCAUUUUUGAGGUUAUAAAUCAGUUCACUUUUUGUAGCAAAAAU